AUGCGGACCUUCCGCGCGGGACUUUCGAAAGAGUUGCCUUCAGAGGAGCCCAAAAAAGUGGCUUCCUUGAGCCGGAGUAGGUUGGUUUCAAGAGCGGCCAUCCUCCCAUUCCCCGGGUCUCGGUCUGGAAGUUCCAUCCUUCCACCGUCGCCCGCACCACCGCCAGCGGCGCAUUUCCAACGACGACAACGACGUCGCUCGCUCGCCGGGUCCAACGAAACCAAACGGCAACCUUUUCACUCAACAAACACGCACGGGAAAUCUGCCCACGCCACCUUCUGCGUUGCCGCCCCCCCGUUUUGGCUGGCCGUGAAGAACCAAACUCUCCCCAGUCAACCUUCGUCUCUACGCGCUGCGCCCUUGCGUCUGGGACCUUGCAGCUGUCGUCCUCGUCCCGCCGCGCCGUGCAACUCGAACCUGCACUGCACCCCUGGUGGCACAGAACUUGUUGCGCCAGAGCGACUCCCGCGCUCGUCUCGUUGGUCGUGUUGCGCUGCGCUGGAAACACACGCCGAGCUGAAAGACCACGUCGUCUGGUCGUGGCCGUGUACUCACUCUGACCCUUCUUCUCACUCACCCACCCAUUCGGAUUCUAUUUCAGAUUCAGCAAUCUCUCAUUGGCCCUGUCUGGCUGUCUCUCCAAUCGCAUCCACCUCGCUCUACCGUCGCCUUGGACCCUUAUCUGCGUUCCCCAGCUUCGAUUCGCAACUCCGCCACACGCGACCACCACUACCACCACCACUACUCUCGACUACUUACCACCACUUCUCUCGUCCGCCAUUCACCAUCCUCCGCCAACGACGCUAUCUCACCAGCUACUGCCAAUCCACCACGCCCGCACUGCUGCACUCUCACACACCGACUCCAACGUCAUAUCAUGGGGUGCUGACCCGUGACCUCUGUGCACACCUCCAAGCGCAUCCCUCGUGGUUCUCGCCUCUCGCCUACCGUGCGAGCUCCAUGUCUCGGCCCAGGCGAGACCAGCUGAGUUACGUAUUCGCUGGCCCUACCCUCUCCGGAUACCCACCGAGCUGA
Molecule: messenger RNA, 1035 nt
Organism: Ilyonectria robusta
Lineage: Eukaryota; Fungi; Ascomycota; Sordariomycetes; Hypocreales; Nectriaceae
Exons: 2
Coding region: 1-1035 (344 amino acids)
Source: RefSeq, a predicted model, not a curated record